CUGGCUUCCAAGAGCCAACAACCAUCCGACAAGAUGACGGCCCAAACCUUUCGUCAGAUCUCAACUCACAAUCUCAAAACAUUCCGCCGCAAUUAUGUGUCGGAGAUUUCGGGUUCGCUCGGCGAUCUCGGAACCUUUCUCCCCAUCGCCAUAGCACUGGCCAUCAACGGUACCGUCUCGCUGUCCAGCACCCUCAUCUUCUCGGGGCUCUUCAAUAUCUUGACAGGCCUGUUCUUCGGUAUUCCACUUCCUGUCCAGCCCAUGAAAGCAAUUGCUGCGGUAGCAAUCGCCAGAUCCUUCAACAAUGGCACCAUUGCCGCCGCCGGAAUCUUCGUGGGCGCGUGCAUUUUCGUAUUCAGCGUCACUGGUCUUCUUCACUGGUUCGCAGACGUAAUUCCUAUCCCCGUCAUUAAGGGUAUCCAGGUUGGUGCAGGCUUAUCGCUUGUCAUCGCUUCUUGUGGAAAUAUCCUGUCUUCCCUUGGAUGGGUCGGGCCGUCAUGGGCGGAUAACCGGAUCUGGGCCAUCGCGGCGUUCGUUUUCCUCGUCAUCACCAAUGUUUACCGCAAGGUGCCCUAUGCGCUGGUAGUAUUCAUCCUUGGCAUCAUCUUUGCCAUUAUCCGCAGUGCGUUGGUAGCUGACCUGCCGUCCCUCGCAUUCUGGCACCCUUACACCGUCGUCCCCACUCCUGGACAGUGGUCCGUGGGUGCUCUUGAUGCGGGUAUCGGGCAGAUUCCACUCACGACGCUGAACUCCAUCGUCGCCGUCGUACAUCUUGCGGGCGACCUGAUCCCGAAUGUACGUACGCCUUCAGUCACGUCUAUCGGACUCAGCGUUGCCGCAAUGAACCUGGUAGGCUGUUGGUUCGGUGCCAUGCCUGUCUGUCACGGUUCUGGCGGACUGGCAGCCCAAUACCGAUUCGGAGCACGGUCUGGCUCAAGCGUGAUUUUCCUGGGCCUACUAAAGCUGGUGAUUGGUAUCUUUUUCGGUGAAAGUUUGGUGGGUCUGUUGAAACGGUUCCCUUCGGCGUUGUUGGGAGUAAUGGUGAUUGCUGCGGGACUGGAGCUGGUCAGCGUGGGAGAAAGUCUCAAUACCACUGGUGCUCGGGAUAUCAUGAAGGCCAGUUUUGGAAUUCUGGGUGAUGCCAGACAGGAUAUUGCGCCGAUGCUCAGUGAUGCGGACCGCAAGAGACGAUGGACAGUCAUGAUGGUUACCGUGGGGCUGUUGGUUGGGUUUAAGAAUGAUGCGAUUGGAUUCCUGGCUGGCAUUCUGUGCCACGUCGGCUAUGAGCUGCCUGGUCUCUGGGAAAAAGUACGAAAUCGGUGGAACGAGGGUCGGGUCAGAUUGCAAUAAUCGCCCGCUUGACAAUUUCGAACAAUAACGCUGUUUAUGACUGCAUACGAAGCUUACUACUGAAUGAUUUUUUGCCUUCAACACGUUUCUACGCCGCUUCUAGCCAAUGAUAUACAUAGCCAGGAUGUUUUGUUAUUCGCUCGAGGAUUACUUUUCUCUUCGGGAUGGAGGCGAAAGCACAGGAGGAUGAAGCUGGCGCCAUGGCUUUGCUGGGAGAUUCGCAGAUCAGACGAGUUAAUCGAAGCCUUGGGAAUCAACCACGAGGAUUUUCGGCGUGAUAAUCUUCUUUGGAACGAGGCAUGUUGGGUAUUGAUUUCGGCCGCUCUACCUCGAAACUUUGGCUAACGAAAUAUCCCGAAAGAGAGGAUAACUAUCGUACAGUGUCAGGAAAGCGUUAACAUGUUUUUAGCUUGGUCAGUUUUCUAUGGUGCUUGAUGAUGACGGGUCACUGGCAUUGUCUUCACCAAUAUUCCUUUUCUACAAAAGAACAACGGAGUAGAGAAGCAAGAAUUCCGGGUCAUACCGAUCACCAUACAAUGCUGAUUAAAUGUCCUUAGAAGUUCUACUUGCCUUGCUAGUGAGUUCAGAGUACACAUACGAAAGGAUAUUCUCC
Molecule: messenger RNA, 1963 nt
Organism: Aspergillus caelatus
Lineage: Eukaryota; Fungi; Ascomycota; Eurotiomycetes; Eurotiales; Aspergillaceae
Product: putative sulfate/molybdate transporter
Exons: 1
Coding region: 34-1350 (438 amino acids)
Biological process (GO): molybdate ion transport
Molecular function (GO): molybdate ion transmembrane transporter activity
Source: RefSeq, a predicted model, not a curated record